UCUGAAAAUUUUCAGAAAUACUAUUGUCUAGAAAAAAAUGGCUCCAACCGUCCAACAAUUGAGUGCAGAGUUUAUGACUGAGGCUGAGAAAGAAGCAGAGGAGGACAGAUUUCUCAGGAAAAGCAAACAGUCGCCGUUUAUCCCCAUCGGUGAGUGAUGUACUACGGGCCAAGAUUCAAGCUUUUUAAAUCUAUAUUUUCAUUUCAGUGGUCUGUAUAAAAGUCACAAGGAAAGAUCUUUUGACACCUUAAAAAAAUGUCAACGCGCUCUUCGGUACUAGCUAUCGAAUGCAAAAUUUCUGAAAAUUCCUAGUCCCGGUUUGUAGACGGGAGACAUCGCUCUCUUUCAAGCUUACUUACUCUCUGCAAUCUUCAAUCGCAGCAAUCCCAGUGACAGGGAUUUCUAGUUCUAAAUGCGUUUCUUAUCUAGGAAGAUCGAAGGGCCUCUGCUCGCAGGGUAGCCGCCUUUGAAAGAAAGACUAAAAUGAUUACAAAACGUUACGUUACGUAAUGUAUUCCGGCUUAGUUUAUAAAUUAAAGUAAAGAAAAUCGUGCGAUUGGAAAGAAAAGUGUAAGAUUUUACUGAAAAUGGUAUGGUCGUAGAAACUGUAGUGCAGGAAAUCUGUGCGUGCGACUGUUCAUGGACACGGAAAGAAUAUUUUCCAAGAAGGGAAUUAGAUGAUGCAAUGAGUUCCGCCUCGAAUUAUUUAAAUAUUUUGUAUAAGAGAAAGACAGCUGUCCAACAGGUUUGGCAGGGAAUAUUUUUCAAGCAAGCGUAAAACUUGUUGCUGUUGUUUUCUUUCGUGACUUUGCCUGUAUCUAACCUUUUAAUUAUCUAUUAUCAUGACCUGUUUUCAAAUUUGUUAAUUGUUUACUCAGGCCAUCCCCAUAAAAUGUUUCGUUUCCCAUCGCCCCACCGACCCAUUUUUUUGGAAAAGUAAAAAAAAAAAAAAAAGAUUCCAGAAUCACUUGUAAAGAAGCAAGUACUUUAAUUUACAAGCACACGAUCUUGUCUUAUUAACACCAAUUGUCUUAAAUUAUCAUCCAUACUUCGUUUUUGAAGCCUUUUUAGACAUUUGAUAGUCCUGUUAAUAUACAUCUUUUACCAUCUGAUUAUAUCUUACAGACUAAACGUGAGAUUUAAUAUGCAAACAUAUGUUCAUUUUUUUAAUUAUUAUUUUUUUUACCCAACCAACCCACCCACCUUCACAGAGGGAGGGCGAUAGGAAACGAAACAUUUUAUGGGGAUGGCCUUAGACGUAAUUUCACGUUUUCAAGGGUGUUCUAUUUGAUCCCAGGUUUUUUUUGAUAGGGUGGGAUUGAAGAAAAAAUUGCGGAAUCUGUAUCAAUUCAUUCCUAACAGAUUAUGUACAAGAACAAUCCAACCAAACAAUAAGGCCCACAGGGGAACUCUAUUUGUUUGCUGCCUGUUUCUUUUGUGAUGAUGAUGCCUUCAGAAAGACCCCUGUCUUGCUAUCAAGAAUCCAUAACAGGGAGUUGCAACAAGAAUUUUAGAAUAUCCAACCGUCCUGAUUUUGUUGGGAUUCUCCUGAUUUUGCUUGAAAAUCCCGAAUCACCACCAAUACGCGAUCUGGAUAUCCCAAUUUUACAUACCCAAAAGGUUGGACAGUCUAGAAUUUGAAACUGAGCAACUGCGUUUAUGCAAUUAUGUUGUCACUGCCUUAGGUUCUCUAAACCCUAUUUGACCAGUUUUCUAUUGAUAAUGACAGGUAUUGCUGGAACAGUGGCAGCAUGUGUCUGGGGAGCUAUUGCGUACAAGAACAGAGGCCCAGCUAUGACAACCAGCAGAUAUCUCAUGAGAUUACGAGUGAUUGCUCAAAGCUGUGUUGUAGGAUCAAUAAUGGCUGGGAUCGGUGUCACGGCACUUCAGAAUAAAAUUGAAGCUAGAUCUAAGAAAGACCAACUCUGAAAGAAAAACUGCCUAUUAAACCACGCCUGACAUUGUACAUACACAGUGACAACCAAGUAACUUUGUUGCAAAAUAUGUGGCAUCCUUCAGUCUGUAAAAUAUAGUGUCACUGACAAGUUUUCAAGGGAGUUUUGUGAUGAUGAGAUAUCAUUUGACGGAGAUGCUGUCUUGCAGGAGCAUGGAAUCAAUCAGGAUUUGCAAUAUUGGUGUAUUGUUAAAAAAUAAAAACUCUUUCCUUGUAGAGUUGAUAUAUUAUAGUAUACCUAAAACGUGCUUUUGUAAAUUAUGAUUGUGUUUGCAAGUAUUUAUUGUGAUGUAAUGUUUCAGUGUGCACUGUUAAUGGUGACCUGCACUGCAUCGAAAACAUUUUAUCUAACAACCUAAAAAGAUAUUUUUAUUUUCAUUAUUUGGUUUUCAUGAAGUAGUUGUAACAUUCUAAUUCUAAGUUCAAGGUCUUGACACAAAACAGAUGUUUUUAUAUUCUCUAAAAUCAAGAGAUAAUUGCUGAAAUAAGUUUCCAACUGUGUUACAAUAUGGUAAUGUAUUUUGGUUCAUAAAAUUAAUAGUAGUUUUAUUCCAAUUAAAAAGACCUGUUAGUUGUCUUCAUACCUUUUUUUAUAAACAUCUUUAUUUUCACUCUGUAUUUCUUUUUGAAUGCAACACUUCUUGGCAAAGCAAUAGUUAUUUAUUUCAGUUUUAAGAUUUUUAUCCCUUGCAUUCCCUAGCUGUUUUUCAUAUAUAUUUUUUGUACAGUUGAUUAAUACACAAGUUCAAAAAAUCGUUCCCUUGAUUCAAACAGGAAUUGAAUUCUAUGAGGAAGUGCGAAAUGCCAAGCAGGGGAAUGUCAAGUAAGAAAAAUCCCCACCUCUAACCCGUCAAUGAUAUCAUCUAUUCUCCUGUCCUGCCAGGCAAUUUAGACUCCCUCCAUCUCUUACCGACCAUUUAGCAGUGCCAUGUUCUCCAACCUAAUGAAAAGAUUUUGGGAUGGAACACAGCAAACCAUUUGAACUAUACCAGGUGUCGUGAUGUCACACAUUUACUGUAUUUUGUAACACCUGCGCUCGGCUUGAUCCAAGUGAUUGGGAGAAAUGCUUCAUAAUGCACAGAAGUUUUCACCUUUUUAUCCCAAAUGUUAAUCUCGGGUAAGAAAAAUAAAUAACACGCUGACACCCCCAACUAGUAGAAGGUGGUGUCAGUUUAACACGACUCAUGACACUGAAAACACAUGGUAUGCUAUCUAAAUUCAAUUGUUUUAUAAAGAAAUUCUCCUGAUCAAUUGAAUCAAAGCUGAGAGCGGGCAUUAUGAAAUACAGUAAAUGUAUGAGAUCAUAUGUAAGUAACCUCAUGCAUGAUACCCCCAACAGUUUGAAUGGUCUGCCUGUAGAUGGAAUAAAUUCUCCAUGAUAUUUCAAGGAAAGGCUCCCCUUGUGACCACUCUCGUAAGCCACCCUUACGAGAAUGAGCUCUCGUAAGUGACCACCCUUUAUUGUUUUACCAUGCGGUCACUUGCGAGAGCUCAUUCUCGUAAGGGACCAGCUCUAGUUACAACCAUUAUUUGAAUGUCCCAGGUGGUUGCUUACGAGAGCUUCAACUGUUAUGAAAAAUACGGCUUUGGCUUUAAUGCCGCAAUCCUUUGAGUUUAGAGUUAGUAAGUUGUACAACAAGAGCCCCAAAAGAUAAGAAGUAGUAAACCUUUAUUACAAUGAUUUACCUAUUUAGUUAAACGCAAUGUCUGUAAUAAUUAUUUUCUUCACUUCUACCAAUAUUUUCUCUGAAAAUAUAACAAAUUUUUUAACAACAAGACAGUUGACAGAGUUUUAAAACAAAUGAUUAAAAUACCAGUAUCAAACAGAACUGGUGUAAUAAAUUUUGUAUUUGGGAGAAGCAUCCUUUAUGAAAACAUCCUUCUAAAGCUACAAUGUAUUGUCUGAUAACAACAGACAAGAAAUCCGGGGUCAGGGUUUCUUUUAAAAAUUGAUUAUUUUUUCUACUUUUUAAGAGUGCUCAAGACUCGACAUUUAACAAAAAAUUCAAAUUUUCCUACCUGUAGAUUAUCGAAAACCAAAUACAACCAUGUAAAAGUAUUGUGAAAGAGUUUUCAUUUGGAUGGUAACAUCAUAGGAUAUUGAACAAGGGGGUAUGUGUUACAUUGAUUAAAUUGAAUCUAGGCUUGAUCAACAAGUACAUGUAGUACCAAUGUGAAAGAACUCCAGAAGAAUUUUCACUUCUAGCGACUCAAAAGUUAGUCCUUACAACUACGUAACAGACAAGUAUAUAGAGUGUUUUCACUCACGUGGUCAGCAUCUAUGCAAAUUUAUUGGAACAAAAGAAAGCGUUUGCAUAAGAAAAGAGUUCAACUCCCAAAGGAUUGGUUUGGGACACCAACAUGGCCACCGUGACGUCAUGUGAAAACACUCUAUACAUGACUCGAAGAGUGAAAGACAUGGCUGUGCGCUUAAGCACCGCUCGGUGACCCCAGAAGAGCUGUCUGGAGCAAGAAGGUGUAGUUAACAGAGAACUUUCACAGAGGACACCUAACUUACGAGUAAAGUGGACUCCCAACAGAUCGAGACCUAUUUAGCCUGCGGGUUUUGUUUUCCUAAUGUAUGUCACAUGAUGUUCUCAAGCAAAUUCGCCCUAGAGACUGAUCUUGACCAAUACCACCGGCUGAAACAGAGCUUACCACCUGAUAAAAUUGCUCUGGAAAAGAAAGAUGAGGGUUAUUUUGA
Molecule: messenger RNA, 4658 nt
Organism: Porites lobata
Lineage: Eukaryota; Metazoa; Cnidaria; Anthozoa; Scleractinia; Poritidae
Source: the annotation of a GenBank genome assembly